CUUCGGAGCCUUAAAAGUCCGACUUUUAGACGACGAGUCUUUCCUCCGAUUCCAUAUCUCGCCUAAGGCAUCGAGCUUUUCUCUUGGUACGAGAGCGUUCGAGGCGCCCGUGAUGACGAAGCAGAAUGUUGUGCCGGCGGAUGUCGUGGCGGCCAUCGCGGUGGCGAGCUCGUAUCCCCUGUUUCCCUACCCUCCACCGCGCGCCGGAGGCCGUAAGAAGUACCUCUCCCAGCUCGAGCUCCGCGGUGGCAGGAUCAGCGCGUGGGUGGAUUCCAUGAAGGCCUCUUCGCCCACCCACGACAAGGGGGUCGUCGCCUUGUCUGGCGCGCCGCCUUCCGUCGACGCCUGCCUCGACGAGCAGUCCGCGUGGGUCAUGCGGCAUCCUUCGGCUUUAACCAAGUUCGAGCAUAUCAUGAGCGCCUCCAAGGGGAAGCAGAUCGUGAUGUUCUUAGACUACGAUGGUACGCUCUCGCCCAUCGUCGACGACCCCGAUUCCGCCUUCAUGUCCGACGCGAUGAGGGCGGCAGUCAGGGACGUCGCGAGGUACUUCCCCACCGCGAUCGUUAGCGGGCGAUGCCUGGACAAGGUGAUCAACUUCGUGAGACUGGCAAACCUAUACUACGCUGGUAGCCACGGCAUGGACAUCAAAGGUCCCAAGAAGCCCCGACACACCAAGGCCAGAGCCAAACCGGUUGUCUUUCAAGCAGCGAGCGAGUUCCUCCCCAUGAUUCAAGCGGCUUAUAAAGCGUUGUCGGAGCGGACCAAAUCCACAGCUGGUGUCAAGGUAGAGGACAACAAGUUCUGCGUAUCUGUCCAUUUCAGAUGUGUGGAUGAAAAGAGUUGGAGCUUGUUGUUCGAGCAGGUGAGGUCCGUGUUGAAGGAGUACCCCAAACUGUGGCUCACGCAAGGAAGAAAGGUGUUGGAGAUUCGUCCCACCAUCAACUGGGAUAAGGGGAAGGCAUUGGAGUUCCUAUUGGAGUCACUUGGAUUUGCGGACUGCAAAAACGUGAUGCCGGUUUACAUUGGAGAUGAUCGCACCGAUGAAGACGCAUUCAAGGUUUUGCGAGACAGAGGACAAGGCUUUGGCAUACUUGUCUCAAGGUUUCCCAAGGAGACAAAUGCCACUUACUCCCUGAAAGAGCCAUCUGAGGUUAAGGACUUUUUAGUUCGUCUAGUGGAGUGGAAUCGCCUGUCGAUGAAGGCACGUUAAAAGGUGUAAAUUGGAUACAAGUUGCCCCACCGCCCCUUAGAAAGCUUUGGGUGUGAGUUGGGACUGAAACACUGGGAGUUUUAUGAUAGAUGAUCCCUUUGUUUAAGGAGCCAAAGGCACCUCAUAAAGAGGUAGGCAUUGGUGUUAUCCUUUAUUCUUCUUCUUCUUGGGCUUGAAAGCACUGCAAUUCAAGCUUUCUUCCCUCUACACAAGCAACUGUAAUAUUGCAAUAGCAUCUGUGUACAAUUGACAAAGAAGAAACAGCAAUAGUUUCUUUCUGCAGUAUUUGGGGGGCGUAUCACACCUGUGGAUGUUGGAUACUCUUUUAUUACAGAUUGAGGAGUAAGAAUGAUCUUGAAGAAUGCGUGAAAUUUACUGCAA
Musa acuminata AAA Group (dessert banana) is the source of this 1591-nucleotide messenger RNA. Its product is annotated as probable trehalose-phosphate phosphatase 6. Bases 113 to 1210 code for a protein of 365 amino acids. NCBI's taxonomy places the organism in Eukaryota, Viridiplantae, Streptophyta, Magnoliopsida, Zingiberales, Musaceae. Gene Ontology annotation, biological process: trehalose biosynthetic process. Gene Ontology annotation, molecular function: trehalose-phosphatase activity. The record is from RefSeq and is a predicted model, not a curated record. The transcript has 11 exons.